Molecule: messenger RNA, 969 nt
Organism: Eruca vesicaria subsp. sativa (arugula)
Lineage: Eukaryota; Viridiplantae; Streptophyta; Magnoliopsida; Brassicales; Brassicaceae
Source: the annotation of a GenBank genome assembly
AUGUCGCAGGACGUAAUUUCGUCUCAUGAGCAGCUCUCCAUGGAUGAGAUCACGAGCCCUCUCACCGCACAAAUCUUCGAUUUCUGCGAUCCACAGUUAUUUCAAGAGACCUUUAAUCAAACUUCCGAAGUGACCUCUGCUUCAAACUGUUGUAGCUAUGUCGAAAACAGCAACAACAAUAACGUUCCAGACAAAUCCAACAGCGGUUCGAAUCAAGACCAUGAAGACAACAACGGGGACUUAUCGAUUAUAUUCGAUUCACAAGAAGAUUUCGAUAACGAUAUCACAGCUUCUAUAGAUUUCUCUUCUUCUAUUCAGUUCCCAGUCUCUGAUCAGCUUCAAGAUCAGUUUGAUUUCACCGGAGUUCAACUUCAUCAGCCUCAGAACAUGCUCUACUCUUCCUCUUCUUGUGAUCCUCUGCCUCCUCCUUUAUCAGUUUUCGAAGAUGAUUGUCUUUCUUCUAUCCCAAGUUACAAUCUUGGCUCCCUAAACCCUACUUCCCCUUUCUUGGGUAAUUCCGGUUUACCAGCUUACAUGGCUGUAACCAAGAAUAUGAUGAACACCGGUUUAGCCGUUGAGAGAUCUGGUUUUUACUCCGGUUUUGGUUCUGAUUUUAAACCGUUGAUGGAAAUCCAGGCUGAUAACGGUGGAAUGUUCUGCCAAGAUUCGAUUAAACCCAUCUUCAAUCCAGGAGAUCAUCAUCUCCAGGCACUUGAAGGUGGCGAAAACCAGAACCACCUGCCCAAACCGGUAGGAACAGAAAUAACCGGUUUAGAUGACGCGAGUCUCAAUAAAGUCAGCAAACUCACAGCUGAGCAGAGGAAAGAAAAGAUUCAUAGUAUGCAUGUAGGAAGACAUUGGCAGAUAGUCGUCCAAGAGUUAGAGGAAGAUUUGCAAAGAACGAUGAAUUUUCUGAACCACAUAGACAAGCUUCAUCAAGCCAUCGCGAAGAAGACGAUGAUGAUGUAA